This is a messenger RNA of Candidula unifasciata, 1101 nucleotides long. The record is from the annotation of a GenBank genome assembly. Lineage: Eukaryota; Metazoa; Mollusca; Gastropoda; Stylommatophora; Geomitridae.
AUGCCACCAUAUUUUUUGGGGGGGCAGCCGUUUGCAGAUGGCUAUAUAACUCACAAGAACGCCAGCAAUAUUACCAUUUGCCCAUUUGGAGUUCAGUGGAUUUGGACAGUGCUGGGUGAUUGUGUGAGCUCCCCACAAGAACAGGCGUCUGCUUACCUGGGCCUCAUCUCCCUGGCCAUAUGGAUGAUGGUCAGUUUACCGCAGGUGAUAAAGAACUUCAGAAACAUUGAUGGUCUCGCUGGCAUUUCCGUCCUAUUGCUGCUGCAGUGGGCUGGCGGAGAUAUUACUAAUUUGACGGGUGCCAUUUUGACCAGCCAGCUCAAGCUUCAGAUCUAUCUGGCCAGUUAUUUUGUCCUCACAGACGUAGUUUUGAUGACUCAGUACUGUGUUUUUAUUCUGCGGAGAAAUCGGAAAAAGAAAGAGGAACGUAGAGCUGCAGCAGACCCAACCCCUCGACUGAUCCUGUGUUUGUUGGGCUUUGCUGUCUUCUCUCAUGGAAUCUGCAGUCAGGUGGCUCCACUUCCCUUUCUAGAAGCAUCUGUUCUAAAAAGUAACAAUCUCCGAGGUGAACGGCCAGUCUUGAGAUCACUACUUUCGAUUGGAGAAGACAAAAUGUCUUUACUCUAUGCUUCAGAAGAAUCAGAUUCCAAUCGUCUGCAGACCUUUGACAAGGUGACCUUGGGUACCCAAGGAGACACAGGAUCUGUAUUUUGGCAUGAUAAAAUGAGCAUUGCUGGUUACAUUAUUGGAAUCAUGUCCUCUGUCUUCUACCUUGGCUCCCGACUGGCACAGAUUUAUAAAAAUAGAAAAUUACAGUCUACACAAGGCUUGGCAGUGACAACGUUUAUGCUGGCGGUCAUCGGAAACAUCACGUACGCUGCUCAGAUCCUGGUCCGAGACGUCAGCACCGAGUUCCUCCUGGAGAAGACACCAUGGCUGGUGGGCAGUUUAGGUAUUGUUGGCUUGGACUGUACACUGCUGUUCCAAUUUCACUAUUACAGCCGCAGACAUCGGGACCUGGGAGAUAUAAGCAGAGCUCUGCUUAAUAAAGAAUAUGUCAUCAAUGCUGACGAGGGAUAUACAAAUGAAUUUAUAUACUGA